GGGUGUGGGGAGCAGGGUCAGCUGGGCCGUGUGCCUGAGUUAUUUGCCAACCAAAGUGUCCGUCAGGGCCUUGAGAGACUCCUGGUCCCCAAGUGUGUGCUGCUAAAAUCCAGGGGAAGUCGGGGCCGUGUGCGGUUCCAGGAUGCCUUCUGUGGUGCCUAUUUCACUUUUGCCAUCUCCCAUGAAGGCCAUAUGUAUGGCUUUGGCCUCUCCAACUAUCACCAGCUUGGAACUCCGGACACUGCAUCUUGCUUCAUUCCUCAGAACUUGACAUCCUUCAAGAAUUCCACUAAGUUCUGUGUGGGCUUCUCUACUGGCCAGCAACAUACAAUCUGCGUGGAUUCAGAAGGAAACGCAUACAGCCUGGCCAGGGCUGAAUAUGGGCGGCUGGGCCUUGGGGAGGGUGUCGAGGAGAAGAGCAUACCAACCCUCAUUUCCUGGCUGCCCGUCGUCUCCUCAGUGGCCUGUGGGGCUUCUGUAGGAUGUUCUGUGUCCAAGGAUGGUUGUGUUUUUGCCUGGGGCAUGGGCACCAACUACCAGCUGGGCACAGGGCAGGAUGAAGAUGACUGGAGCCCUGUGGAAAUGACUGGCAAAAAGCUAGAGAACCGAGUGGUCUUAACUGUGUCCAGUGGAGGCCAGCACACAGUCUUACUAGUUAAGGACAAGGAACAGAGCUGA
Cricetulus griseus (Chinese hamster) is the source of this 678-nucleotide messenger RNA. The record is from RefSeq and is a predicted model, not a curated record. NCBI's taxonomy places the organism in Eukaryota, Metazoa, Chordata, Mammalia, Rodentia, Cricetidae.